AUGCUGUCUUUUAAUGAGAUUAAGUCUUCUGCUAAGCUUCUCACCACGUCUGAAGACAGAAGAAAUUAUAACCAGGUGGUUCAACUUGUAAACGAUUUGAAAGUUGACGAUGAGACGUUGAAAGAUGAAAGUAGACUAAGAUUUCUGGUGGUUGCACUUUUACAAAUUUUCAAGAAAAUGUUUAGUCGAGGUGAUCUAAGAUCAAAGGAUGCAUUGGCAGAAUGGUGUAGACAGGCAUAUGAAACUUUUAAAUCAAGAUUGCUUCAAAUCAUCUCUGAAUUACCCGUAGAGACUUCUCUAGGUUUAGAUUCCGUUGAUAUUUACAUGCAAUUAAUCGAACAGGAAUCUGUUUAUUUUGCCGCGAGAGAAGAUGCACCUUAUUUCCCCAAUAAUACUUUGAGAUCUUUGAUUAAGGCCCUUUGGAGCUCGCCAAUUCGUUCCAGUGGCACCAAGGAAAUGGCCAGUGGUCAAUCUGAAAACCCUUUGCUGAUGGAAUUUGUGGGAAAGUAUUAUAAAAGUUAUGGAGAUAUUCAAUAUUAUUUCCAAUCUGAAUUUAACUAUUUGUUAGAACACGACCAAUACUCUACCGAGGAAAGCAUGGGUAAAUGGUUGGCUACAGUCAACCAUGAUUCUAGUUGUACUAAUGAAGGUGUGGAUCUAGAAAUUUUUGUACCGAACCCUCCACAAGUGGUUGAAAAUGAAUCUAAAUUCAAAACCCUAUUGGAGAAAAAUUGGUUAUUGAUGGUUCAUGGUGAGUUAUCAUUGGCUCAGUACAAAACUACCCUAUUGAUAUUGCACAAAAGGGUCAUUCCUCAUAUACAUACACCAACGAAAUUUAUGGAUUUCCUCACGGAUGCAUAUGAUCUCCAGAGUAAAGAUGUUAGUGCGGGAAUGGUACCCGUGUUGGCAUUGAAUGGUUUGUUUGAACUGAUGUUACGUUACAAUUUAGACUAUCCAAACUUUUAUCAAAAAUUAUACGGGUUAAUAACGGCCAAUUUAAUGCAUGCCAAAUACAGAGCUAGAUUUUUCAGACUUAUGGAUACAUUUUUGGCAUCAACCCAUCUUUCUGCUCAUUUGGUAGCAUCUUUCAUCAAAAGACUAUCAAGACUAACGCUGAAUGCUCCACCCGGUGCAAUUGUUUCUGUUAUCCCAUUUGUUUACAACCUUUUGAAGAAGCACCCAAGUUGUAUGAUUAUGCUCCAUAAUCCUGCCUAUAUUACCGAUCCAUUCAUGACACCAGAAGAGACUGAACAUGUUAAAAGUUUGAGAGGAAACUACGUGGAUCCAUUUGAUGAUAAAGAACCUAAUCCGGAAAGGACUAGAGCUAUGGAAUCAUCACUAUGGGAGUUAGCGUCAUUAACGGAGCAUUACCAUCCAAAUGUAGCUACUUUAGCCAAGAUCUUUAGCCAACCAUUCCGUAAGAUGAAUUAUAACAUGGAAGAUUUCUUAGAUUGGAGUUACGAUUCUUUAUUGGCGGCAGAAACUUCAAGAAGGCUCAAGGUUUUACCUACUCUAGAAUAUGAAAAUUUCGACCAACUUUUUGGUGAAGCGAACACAGAAGGUACUACAUUUUUAACUGGCGUAGAUUGGUAA
Messenger RNA from Zygosaccharomyces rouxii, 1593 nucleotides. RefSeq names its product ribosome biosynthesis protein NOC4 (gene NOC4). The coding region runs from base 1 to 1593 and encodes 530 amino acids. Lineage: Eukaryota; Fungi; Ascomycota; Saccharomycetes; Saccharomycetales; Saccharomycetaceae. Gene Ontology annotation, biological process: ribosome biogenesis. The transcript has a single exon. The record is from RefSeq and is a predicted model, not a curated record. Gene Ontology annotation, cellular component: Noc4p-Nop14p complex; nucleolus; small-subunit processome.